AUGGCGCGGAAGUAUGUCAUCGGCCCCGGCUACGCCGAGCAGGAUCCCCUAGACUGGUGGACAUGCACGGCCGAGGCGGUCAAGCAGGCAGUGCAAAAGGCUGGCUUGAGUUCCGACGACAUCGCUGGCCUCGGCCUUGACACCACAUCCUGCACGGUGGUGGUGCUAGAUGCCACGCAACGCCCUCUGCAGCCGGCGAUCCUGUGGAUGGACAUGCGCGCGGCGAAGCAGGCGCAGGAAGUUCUCGCGACGCACGACGACGCCCUGCGAGUGAACAACGGCGGAGCCGGCCCAGUAAGCGCUGAAUGGAUGAUCCCGAAGUCACUCUGGAUCAAGCAGAACCGUCCAGAGGUGUAUGAGGCGGCCGCGAUGAUUUGCGAGUACCAGGACUACAUCAACAUGCGGCUGACGGGUCGGUACUGCGCCAGCGUGAACAACGUCAGCAUACGCUGGCACUACUCUGAGGAGCGCGAGGACAAAUGGCCCGUGACGCUGCUCGCUGCUCUCGGCAUGAGCGACCUGCUGGACAAGUGGCCAAAAGAGGUCCUGCGCCUCGGCGAAGUCGUCGGCGGCCUCACUGCGGAGGCCGCGGCCGCGCUUGGCCUGCCCGAGGGGUUGCCCGUCGCACAGGGCGGCGCGGACGCGUUCAUCGGCACCGUCGGGCUCAACACGCUCGCCGAAGGACAAAUGUGUCUGCUCACAGGAUCGUCACACCUUCACCUGGGCUCCACUGCGCGAGAUCUUCACGGGCCGGGGGCGUGGGGCACAUACAGGCAGGCUGUCAUCCCGGGCAUCAACGUGAUUGAAGGAGGCCAGACGUCCACCGGGAGUAUCCUGUCCUGGUUCCGGCGCAACUUCGCGCCACACGUGUCGUACCGCGAGCUGGACGCCGAGGCUGCUGCGGUGGACCCCGGCAGUGAGGGACUGCUCACGCUCGAGCACUGGCAAGGCAACCGGACUCCGCACACCGACCCACUGUCGAAAGGAGCCAUCGUUGGCCUCACGCUCAAGCACGGGCGUGCGCACAUGUUCCGCUCCCUAAUGGAAGGUGUGGCCAUGGGCACGCGGUUGGUUCUCGACUCGAUGUCGGCGAUCGGCUACCGCCCGAACAGCAUCACGGUUGCGGGCGGUGCGGCGCGUUCCGACCUAUGGCUGCAGAUCCACGCGGACGUCACGGGCUUACCUCUCAAGCUGCCGCGCGUGUCUGACGCCUGCGCGCUCGGCAGCGCGGUGCUGGCGGCCGUCGGGGCCGGGCUGUUCGACAGUGUGCUGGAGGCCGCGAACGCAAUGGUGCACGUCGAGAGAUCAAUCUUGCCGGACAAGGGGAAGCACGAGAUGUACGAUCGCAUUUACAGGACUUACUGCGGGUGCUACCCCGCCGUGAAGGACGUCGCACAUGCGGCGCACGCCUACGCCGCGGACGUGCGCGGGCGCGUUCCGCGGUCUCUGCGGCCGGCCGAGGGGAGCAGUAGCAACAACAGCGUCAAAGUCUCGGCCAGUAUUCUGUGCGCAGACCAGUCCCGUCUCGCAGACGAGACUGCCCGCGCGCUGCGUUCUGGCGUCGACUCAAUCCACCUGGAUGUCUGCGACGGAGCGUACUGCGAGGCGCUCACGUUCGGCCCCGGCGUGCUGGCUGCCCUGCGCCGGCAUCACCCUGACGCAUUCUUCGACGUCCACCUCGCUGUGCGCGACCCCUGGCGCCUUGCACAGCUCAUGGCGGACGCGGGAGCAUCGCAGGUGAUGGUCAUGGCCGAGCAGGUCGUUGGAAGCAAACGGGCAGCUGGCGAGCUGGCGGCGCUCCAGCGGCGGGGUGUGCGCAGUGGGAUCGCUGUCCGGCCAGACGACGAGGGCUUCGAUGCGGCGGUCGCGGCCGUCGCGGCGUUGGGGCUCGACACCCUCAACGUGAUGGCCGUCCAGCCAGGCUUCGGCGCGCAGGCCUUCCAGGACGUUGCCUUGGAGCGCGUUCGCGUUGCGCGGGAGCGACUGGGGGGCGGCGCCGACAUUCAGGUGGACGGUGGCGUGAAGCCGGGCACGACCGCGCCGCGGUGCGUGGAGGCAGGGGCAAACGUGUUGGUGGUCGGGUCAGCCUUGUUCGGGGCGGAGGAUGUCGUGGGCGUGGUGGGCGCGCUCAAGGGUGUUGCGUGA
This is a messenger RNA of Pedinophyceae sp. YPF-701, 2145 nucleotides long. The record is from the annotation of a GenBank genome assembly. NCBI's taxonomy places the organism in Eukaryota, Viridiplantae, Chlorophyta, Pedinophyceae.